This is a messenger RNA of Oppiella nova, 733 nucleotides long. The record is from the annotation of a GenBank genome assembly. Lineage: Eukaryota; Metazoa; Arthropoda; Arachnida; Sarcoptiformes; Oppiidae.
CUGAUAUUAAAAUUAAUUUUCAUAAGUUCUGAACACGACAACUCUGUAUCAGUACAAUGCAUAAGAUAAUCUCGGUACUUUUGUUGGCUGUAGCCUUGGUCAACGCUCGUGACAUUAACCAGGCUGGUCUUGAUUUAAUCGAGGGCUUCGAGCAUUUUGAGCCUAACUUCUAUAUUGACGCCGUGGGUAUACGUACCAUUGGCUACGGACACAAUUGCGAAGCUCUAGGUUGCAGUGGUAUUGAGGCGCCUAUAAGUAAGGCCACCGCUGAGGACAUACUGAAAAAGGACCUGGUCAAGUUCGAGAACUGUGUCCAGAAUGCCGUCCCCUUUGUCAAUGAUAACCAGUUCGCAGCCUUGGUGUCGCUGACGUUUAACAUCGGUUGCGGUAACUUCGGAGAGUCGACCCUUUUGAAGGAUUUAAAGGCUAAGAACUACUCGGCCGCUGCCAAUGAAUUCGCGAGUUGGUGUAAGGGGACAGUCGGCGGCAAAAAGAUAGUCCUCAACGGACUCGUCAAACGCCGGGCCGCCGAAAAGGCACUGUUCCUCAAGUGAAGGCUAAUAAUGUUGGUAAUAUCAGGGUCAUUUAGAUAUACUUACUUGUUGAUAUAUUGGGGUACUUAUACAGUACUCUAGUAACUAGAGUCUAGUUGUCUAUAGUUGUGGUAUAAUACUGUUACGUACUAUUAUUUUGUGACUCUGAAUUAAUAAAAUAUAUUGAUCAUUUUAAGUGG